Molecule: messenger RNA, 4746 nt
Organism: Astyanax mexicanus (Mexican tetra)
Lineage: Eukaryota; Metazoa; Chordata; Actinopteri; Characiformes; Acestrorhamphidae
Gene: kctd7
Product: potassium channel tetramerization domain containing 7
Exons: 4
Coding region: 155-1363 (402 amino acids)
Biological process (GO): protein homooligomerization
Molecular function (GO): protein binding
Source: RefSeq, a predicted model, not a curated record
GACAUUUACGGGAAAAUGCUAAUACAGGAGGACGGCAGGAAAGAGGGGUAAAAUACGGUAGUUUCCCGGCCAACACUGGAGACAUGACAAAACACUAAGGUUUACUGUUCUCUGUUAUGAGGGAUGAGUGUACACUCUGGGUAAUGUGAAUGUUAUGUCCAAUAUUGUGAUUAAGACCUUCCAUCCAAUCCCGGCGCAGGGGGGCGUGUCCCGCCGGAAUGCGGGUGGGGAAAAAACCCAAACAAGCCGCCCUGGUGCUCAGCUGCAGCCGCUCAGGAGGGGUUUAUUCUCGGUUAGCUGGAUCGAGUCGGUCCGCCUGAGAGCCGCCGUGGACGGAAACUCCCCGCAGGCCGUGUGGUCGGUGUGCAUGCAGCAGAAUGGAGUCGGAGAUACGUCUAACGGAGCCGGAGACACGACGCUGCUGAGGCGGUUCGGGCCGGAGGGCCGCGCAGGCCCGCAGCCCAGAGUCAUGGUGGUGUUCUCGGCCGCGAGUGAGAGCGAUGAUCCGGAGGACGCGGGGCCCAGCCUGGGCGGCGCAGCGGCGGUGCUGGAGGAGCAGGAGCCCCGCAAAACAGCCACGGGGAGCCCACGGGGAAACCUGGGGAAAAGCAUACACCCGUUUAAUCCGGCUCAGGAGUUUCCUGAAGUGAUUCCUCUGAACGUUGGUGGGACAUAUUUUACCACACGUCUGUCCACCCUGCGGCGCUAUGAGGACACAAUGCUGGCGGCUAUGUUCAGCGGACGCCACCAUAUCCCCCGAGAUGCUGAAGGGCGCUACUUUAUUGACCGUGACGGCUCGUAUUUUGGGGACAUAUUGAAUUUUCUUCGUGAGGGGGAAUUGCCGCAGAGGGACCGGGUGCGUGCAGUACACAGAGAGGCACAGUAUUACGCUAUUGGACCCCUGCUGGAGAACCUGGAGGACACACAGCCUCUGACUGGAGAGAAAGUCCGACAGGCAUUCCUUGAUCUGCUGCCAUAUUAUAAAGAUAACCUGGAGCGAAUUGUGGAGAUAGCGAAGUUACGAGCAAUGCAGAGGAAGGCCCGCUUUGCUAAGCUGAAGGUGUGUGUGUAUAAGGAGGAAAUGCCCAUCACGCCGUACGAGCGGCCACUGUUCAACUCACUGCGGUUCGAGCGCUCUGAGAGCGAGGCUAAGCUGUUUGAGCAUCAUUGCGAGGUGGACGUAUCAUUUGGGCCGUGGGAGGCAGUGGCGGACGUUUACGACCUGUUGCACUGCAUCGUGAGCGACCUGGCUGACCGUGGCAUCACAGCAGACCAGCAGUGCAUCGGAGUGUGCGACAAGCAUCUCAUUAACCACUACUACUGCAAACGGCCUAUCUACGAGUUUAAAAUCACCUGGUGGUGAAGCACAGUACACUCUCAAAACUGGUGUGUUGAAGCUGCACUGCAACACAUUUAUCUUAUGCCAAACACGUGUGAGUGCUCAGUACUGUGGCAUAACCGGAAUAUGAUCAGAGUGCCAGAAAUCAUCCCCUCAACCCUCAUAACUACGCUGGUGCUGUAAUGUGGUCAGCUGAAUGAAGUGUGUUAUUAAGGUGUUAUAAUCACUCACACAGAACAAGGCUAUGCUCACAUUACACACCUCAUUGUUUAAGAUCUGAUCUGUCUUGAUCUAAUGGUUCACUUUUGUGUGGAGUGAUUCUUACCUUAUGCCAGGAAUCAAAUGAGUGAGAUUUAACACCACAUAUGAAAGGUUAUGUUUCUUAUAUCAGAUCUGCACUCAAAUUCGCAAGCGAUCAGAUUGGAUUUGUGUGGGAAAUGGGUUAAUGAGGUAACAAUAAGCGGCUUCAGUAACUACAUAGUAACACUGUUGAACCCGCACACGCACAUCAUGUUUCAGAUCCAAUGUGGUGUGGAUCCAACUUGCAAAAAAAACAUUUUCUUAUUAUUUUAUUUUGUUUUAUUUCUGUCCAAACUGUAUACAAUCAAGAUAUGCCAAAAUUCAUUUUUGGGGGGGCAGUCUUAUCCUAGCCAAAGUGCAUCACUGUUAGGUAGCUUAAAGAGCUUCUAAAGCGAAUAGCAUUCUAAUUAUGCAGACUUUGACAGACAUAUAGUGGUUUAUAAUGAAUACAACAUUUUUGAGAGUGUAACUGCAGCAGGUUGUGUUCAUGUAGAAGCUUCCUUAUAUUCACUGCAAAGGUUGGAAUGCUCUUCUUCUUUUUUGCUGUUUGCAGUUGAACAGUUCAAGAUUGUAAAGGGCGUUUUUCAUAUAAAACUAUUUAUUGUAUAGUUUAUUUAAUUUUAGCUAUUGUUACAAAUAUUUACACAUGAUAUUAUUUCCUCUAAAUGAACCCGCCUAGCCUUUAACACAGGAAAUUGUUGCAAAUCAACAAUUGAAACUUUAUAAAACAUUCUUUUACUUUGUUGGGCAGAACCGUGAUGGGAUUAAGAGUUCUUUGUGUAAAUAACUGUAGGUAUUGAGGUAAUGAAGGCUGCCUGAAUUUUUGUUAAGAAUCCAAGAGUAAUUAUUUUAUGUAUCUGUAAUAAUUCCUUUUUUUGAGUGAUGAUUUAAUUUAUUUGAAAUUAAGCACUGUUUGAGCUUUUUUAGUUUAUCAUGAGACUAUAUUGUAAAAAAAAAACACUGCAGGUUCAUACUGAGUUAAAAAAUUAAUCUCUUCAAAUACAAAAAAAAAACAUAAAUCUAAUUCAGCUCCAAUAGUGCUUUCAUUUUAGUUGGUGUUGUUUUGUUUUGUCUUAUUCUCGGUAUCUGGAGUAAGACUCUUGUUAAACAGUGUUGUGUAUAUCAUUCUUCAGCUGGGUCAGUGCUGAGUCUUUAUGCCCUGUGUUUGUGUUUUUAGCCUGUCAGGGCUAGAUUAACUGGAUUUGUUUAUGAAUUGUUAUUGUUUGUUCUUUAUUUGUGAACAAAGUUGGGCAAAUUUGAUCUUAUUACAUUUACAGCAUUUGAAUCAUGUUACACAGUAACAAAUAGUGUUGCCUAUGGACUCUUAUUGGUGUAGUGGGAUCUUCUUGCCCAGCUGGGGAAUCAACCACCGGUUGUUGAAGUUUGAGUGGGAUUUUCAGUCAUUAAAGCUGAUCCAAUCUCACAACUGCAGCUAAGGGAGAACACAGUAGUGGGCAGAAUGUGAAGAGAUUAUUUCAGACAAAUUUCUUUAAUUCUGCUGCCUAUCCAGACAUACCAAACAACCACAUUCAUAUUUCACAACCAAAAGCUCUGUCUGAGGCGUGCAGGCUCACGAGCUAACUUAUAAACUGCUACAAUCAUUCUACAUAUACUGCUGUUUGUUUGUUUAGUGGAAAGGUUAAAGAUUCAUCCUCAGUGUCAUUAUAGUUUGUUUUGGAAUAAAUCUGUAUAAUCUGUAUAAUAUUUUUUUAAAUUGUGAACUAAAGAGUAUAUUACUGAAUAACUGGACUGUUAGCCUUAUUGAAGUUAAGGUACCCUUGUGUUUACUCUGGUCUAAAGCAAACAGACUGCUGCUGGCUGCUAAUCCUCAGAUUUAUUCACUUUUGUAGCUCAUGCCUUAUUCAGGAGCACCAGAAAAAACUUCACUUUCAUAAACACUUAGGAACAGUUUAGGGCUGUCACCAUCAAUUAAAUUAAUUAUGAAUAUAGUAAAUAGUAAACUAAUUAAUGAAUAAUUAGUUUUAAAACAGGCCGAAUGUUAAAAUGGCUUAAAUGAAUGAGGAAUAUGUACACGUUGCUGUGCAUUACUAUAUAUUUACUAUAUAGUAUACUAUAUAGUUUUACUACAUAUUUUUAAGUUGUGCAAUAUACUACCACUUUGUUCUUUUGUUUUAAUACAAUAUUUUACAUUUUUAUUAUAACUUACUUCCAGAUAUGUUGUUAAAACUAAGAAUUAUAUUGAAACUAAUACAAUAUUGGGAAGGAAAAAGAAUUGUUAAUAUUUAUUUGUAUUGUUUGUCUGUCACUGAAGUGAUUUUUAUUUUCUAGAAACCCAGGGAUCCAAAUGGGUCACUGGGAGUGUAUUUAUAGGAUUCACACAGUAUUUACCGAUUUUGUAAAUAUAUAAAUCUGUGUAAUGUCAUGUAAAAUAUGCAUUAGCUUCAUGCUAACUGCUGACUAAUGUUAUGAUAAGGAAAUGUAAAUAGUAAUUUAUGAUAUAUGAUAUUUUAAUGUAUUGAGUUUUACUGAGUAAUUGUGACAGCCCUAAAUCAGUUCAGCUGUAGUGAUUGGAUCUUUAUCACCUAAAGCCGCUUUGAGGGCUGUGAAGGCCGUAACGUAGCAUGAGCUCUCAGCACUGCAUCAGCUUCACUUUACUCAACACCAUCCAGACUACUCUGACCUUAUUCUCCCCUCUCUCUCUAUCUAUCUAUCUAUCUAUCUAUCUAUCUAUCUAUCUAUCUAUCUAUCUAUCUAUCUAUCUAUCUAUCUAUCUAUCUAUCUAUCUAUCUAUCUAUCUAUCUCCAUUUCUCUCUCUGUCUCUCUCUCUCUCUCUCUCUCUCUCUCUCUCUCUCUCUCUCUCUAUGUAUCUCUAUUUCUAUCUCUCUCUCUCUAUGUAUCUCUGUUUCUAUCUCUCUCUCUAUGUAUCUCUAUUUUUUUUAUCUCUCUGUUUCUUUCUCUCACUUUCUCUUUAUUCUUUCUCUGUUCUCUCUUUCUGUGUCUGUGUGGACGUGGGUGUUUUUGCUGGAGGGAAUCUUGAUGCAGGACUACUUGCACUCUAGUGUAAAUGUGUUGAAUUAUAAUGUUUGUACUGCAUUAUUGUUCUACUGCUUUAUUGUGCUGACAAUAAACAUAUGUAUAUUUUGCCA